GCAGCGUAGCGACCGGUGCUUCAGUGGAGUUUGACGUGGCACUCUGCUUCCACUGAGAGCAGUACACAGAAAGGAGGACUCUUCCCAAUAUUCAGGUUGUCAUACUUAUCCAUCUUGGCAUGAGAAGACAGUAAGAGCCAUCCCAUCAAAAUGAGUCAACAGGGUUAUGUGGCUGCACCCCCAUACUCUCAGGCCCAGCCAGGGAUGGGGGGCUACCAAGGUGGAUUUGGACCUGGUACUACACAGCCCCUCUAUGGGCACUAUGGUGGACCGCCUCAAGCAUUUAAUGCUCCACCAACAGGUAUGAUGAAAUCAACAGCUGCUGGUUUGCCUCCACCUCCAGUAUCCAGUCAUUACAGUCAAAAUGUCCAUAAUGGUGAUCAUCCACAAAGGUACGCUGCUCCACCAGCUGCCUCUGCUGCUUAUGGACAACCUCCACAGUCGUCAUACAACAGCAUGAUACCUCAGGCCCCGCCCACAGCACAGCAGGUCACCAAUCAAAUGAGUGCUAUGAACUUGGGCAACUAUGCUCCUAGACCCAUGCAUCCUCCAACAAGUACCGUACCUCAACAACAUUUCCAGGCACCUCCUCCCCCAGCAAUGGGCCAGCCACAGAUGCCCCCGUCACCACAAUCACCUCAAAUGCCUCCACAGAUGUCUCCUCCUCAGUCACCUCCAGCAAGCAUGCCCAUGGCAGGUCCACCGAUGCCGGGUUCUCCCAUUGCUGGCCAGCCGAUGGCAGGUCCUCCGAUGGCAGGUCCACCAAUGGCUGGCCAGCAGAUGGCAGGUCCACCAAUGGCUGGCCAGCAGAUGGCAGGUCCUCCAAUGGCAGGCAUGGGGAGACCCUUUCCUGGACCACCUCCUCCAGGUGCUGGAGGUUUUCAGCAGCCUGCUCCUGGAGCUGCAGGUCCAACAGGAUACCCACAGCAACCAGGUCAGUUUGGGGGACAACACAUGGCUGGACCCCAGCCAGGCAUGCCAGGUGCCUUCCCCUCAGGACCAGGGGCGAUGGCUGGCCCACCUCAAAAGAAACUGGACCCUGACUCUAUCCCCAGCAUAACUCAAGUCAUAGAGGAUGACAAAGUAAAACAAGGAGGACAGGUCUUCACCACAAACAUUAGAGGACAGGUUCCACCUCUGGUCACCACAGACUUCACAGUGCAGGACCAAGGCAAUGCCAGUCCCAGAUUCAUAAGAUGCACCACUUACUCACUACCGUGCACCGCCGAUCUGGCUAAACAGUGCCAAGUGCCCCUGGCUGCCAUCAUCAAACCAUUUGCCAAUUUGCCAAAGAAUGAGACUUCUCUUUAUGUUGUGAACCAUGGUGAGACAGGACCCAUCCGCUGCAACCGAUGCAAAGCCUACAUGUGUCCAUUUAUGCAGUUUAUCGAUGGUGGUCGACGCUAUCAAUGUGGUUUCUGCAACUGCGUCAAUGAAGUGCCCGUGUUUUAUUUCCAGCACCUCGACCACAUGGGACGGAGGGUGGACUUCUAUGAGAGGCCUGAGCUGUCGUUGGGGUCCUACGAGUGUCUAGCUACCCUGGACUAUUGUAAGAAUAAUAAGGCUCCGAAUCCUCCUGCCUACAUCUUCAUGAUUGAUGUGUCCUAUAACAACAUCAAGAGCGGACUGGUCAAGCUGAUUUGUGAUGAGUUGAAGACUCUGCUGGAGAAGUUGCCCAGAGAGGAAGGUGCAGAGAGCUCAGCCAUAAAGGUCGGCUUUGUCACUUACAACAAAGUUCUACACUUCUACAAUGUAAAGAGCGCUUUGGCCCAGCCUCAGAUGAUGGUGGUUUCUGACACAGCCGAGAUGUUUGUGCCCUUGCUCGACGGUUUCCUCGUCAACUACCAGGACUCAAAGGCUGUUAUCUACAACCUCCUGGACCAGAUCCCUGACAUGUUUGCAGACACGAAUGAAAGUGAAACGGUCUUUGCCCCCGUCAUCCAGGCCGGUGUGGAAGCACUAAAGGCAGCAGAAUGCAGUGGAAAACUUUUCAUCUUUCAGUCGUCCAUGCCCACUGCUGAGGCCCCUGGCAAACUGAAGAACAGGGACGACAAAAAGCUCAUCAAUACCGAUAAGGAGAAAACCCUGUUCCAGCCUCAGAAAGGUGUGUACGAGCAGCUGGUGAAGGACUGUGUAGCAUCAGGCUGCUGUGUGGAUCUCUUCCUCUUUCCCAGUCAGUAUGUGGACUUGGCAACCAUGGCCAAUGUGCCCUGUCACACCGGUGGCUCCGUCUACAAGUAUAACAACUUCCAGGUGGAGACAGAUGGGGAACAUUUCCUAAGAGACCUGAGGAAAGACAUACAGAAAAAUAUCGGAUUUGAUGCCAUUAUGCGUGUUCGUACCAGUACAGGCUUCAGAGCGACAGAAUUCUUCGGUGGCAUCUACAUGAACAACACCACAGACAUAGAGAUGGCAGCUGUAGAUUGUGACAAAGCUGUUACCGUGGAGUUCAAACAUGAUGAUGCGCUCAGUGAGGAAACCGGGGCAAUGAUGCAAUGUGCCUUGCUGUACACAACUAUCAGUGGACAACGGCGUCUGCGCAUUCACAAUCUCAGUCUGAACUGCAGCUCGCAACUGUUGGACCUGUACAAGAGCUGCGAGACUGACUCACUCAUCAACUUCUUUGCCAAAUCAGCUUACCGUGCCAUACUGAACCAGCCUAUAAAGAAUGUGAGGGAGAUCCUCAUCAACCAGACGGCACAUAUGCUGGCGUGCUACAGGAAGAACUGUGCCAGCCCCUCUGCUGCCAGUCAGCUGAUCCUGCCUGACGCUAUGAAGGUCUUCCCAGUCUACAUGAACAGCUUGAUGAAAACUGCUCCCUUGGUGGGCAACACGGAGCUCUCAACAGACGACAGAGCCCAUCAGAGGCUGUCAGUCACAGCCAUGGGUGUUGAAGACACCCAGCUGUUGCUCUAUCCACGCCUCAUCCCACUGCAUAACAUGGACGUUGGCAGCGAAGCUCUGCCCGCUCCAGUACGUUGCUCUGAGGAGCGUCUGACUGACGCCGGCAUGUUUCUGCUGGAGAACGGACACUCACUGUUUCUGUGGUUGGGCCAAGCAUGUUCACCUGACCUCAUCCAGAGCAUCUUUAACCUGCCCUCCCUCGCCCACCUGCAAGGAAACAUGGCUGCCCUGCCAGAACUGGAUAACCCAUUGUCUAAGAAAGUUCAAUCCAUCAUCAGCGGUCUUCUGGAAAAGAGGCCGAACUCCAUGAAACUCCAGAUCGUGAGGCAGCGGGACAAACCAGAGAUAUUAUUCCGUCAGUUCCUGGUGGAGGAUAAGGGUCUGUACGCCGGGGCUUCCUACAUGGACUUCCUUUGCUACGUCCACCGGGAGAUCAGGCAGCUGCUCACCUAACCCUCAAACCUAGGCCUCGGUGUCUUCUUCCUGACCCGGGGGGAGGGGGAGGGGCACGGCAUCCAACGGACAAUGCACAAACCUCACAGGGUCAGUCUCACUAGGCUCCUUUUUGAUUCUUCACGUUUCAGCCGCAUUUAGGAAGGACCAAGGAACUUUUUAGCGUUUUCCAAAGUCAGACGAGGGAACGAGGAACCAGGGAAAGCCUUCUGAGAUUCAGCCUCGAGUGUCCAAAGCUGCCUUUCUAUAACAUACCUUUGCCAUGUUUAAGUUUAGAUGAUAGAUACAUGGAAUACAGUGUGAACUUCAAAUAACCACUUGUCACUUGAGGACUUGCCAGUUCAAUCUGGACGAAUGAAAUGGAGAGAGUGCAUCCUUGCGUAACACAGCCAGUGUUUCCCGCACACAUAUUCUGCCCGCGGGCUUAAAUGACAUUAGCGUCUGAGGCUGAAAUGUGUUUUGGCAAAGCAAUACAACAUAAAUCUCCCACUGUGCAUUCAAUUAAGUUAAGUGUUUUGUUUUUUUUUUUUAUUUCACUUUGUAGAUGUGCAGUCUGGAUAAGCGGUUAUUUGUGGGUCAUACUGUAUAUGUUCUUUCUAAAACUCAAUAAAGGGACUUUCUCUAUGAAGACUUAAGGAAACAGUCUCAGUGACCAGUCUUAAUAAAAAACAAAUGUAAUCAUAUUGAGGAUUUCACAAAGGUUUUCUACAUUUCACACUUUGGUUGUCCAGACUCGGUUUAAAUGUGUCUAUACGUCUUGUGUAAAUUUAUAAAGUGUAUCCGCAGUGCUGGGUAAUUGGCAACAGAGGAGUAAUGAUUCUCAAACAAAAGUCAGUGUUUUUGCCAAGAGAGUAAACUAGCCCCGGGCAAAAUAAUCAGAUUUUUUGUCCAUGUACGGCAGGGGUUUGAUCCUCACAAUGACGCAGAAAAUGCUUUUUUUUUUUUUUUUUUUUGGAGGUUAUGAUUAAAGGAACACAGCUGUGUCGCUCUACUUAGAAAACGAGGACCGACUCUAGUCUUGGUGAAGAAUGUUGCCAUAAAUUAAACACUUGUGUCUCUGCAGUGACUUAAGGGAUAGUUAUUUAAAUGCAUAUUAUGAGAGAUUUACAAUAGCAGUGAACUAAUGAUAGUUUAGGGGCCAAA
This is a messenger RNA of Sphaeramia orbicularis (orbiculate cardinalfish), 4500 nucleotides long. It is a transcript of the gene sec24d, whose product is annotated as SEC24 homolog D, COPII coat complex component. The transcript is spliced from 24 exons. Gene Ontology annotation, molecular function: zinc ion binding; SNARE binding. NCBI's taxonomy places the organism in Eukaryota, Metazoa, Chordata, Actinopteri, Kurtiformes, Apogonidae. The record is from RefSeq and is a predicted model, not a curated record. Gene Ontology annotation, biological process: COPII-coated vesicle cargo loading; endoplasmic reticulum to Golgi vesicle-mediated transport; intracellular protein transport. The coding region runs from base 151 to 3357 and encodes 1068 amino acids. Gene Ontology annotation, cellular component: endoplasmic reticulum exit site; COPII vesicle coat.